This is a messenger RNA of Suillus subalutaceus, 758 nucleotides long. RefSeq lists its product as uncharacterized. Lineage: Eukaryota; Fungi; Basidiomycota; Agaricomycetes; Boletales; Suillaceae. The record is from RefSeq and is a predicted model, not a curated record. The coding region runs from base 358 to 744 and encodes 128 amino acids. The transcript has 7 exons.
UGUGCACCCUUUAACGACGCUGUAAAUGGCGUACAUUUCUUGGGCAUCAUUGCCUCGGAAGGUUUGUUGAUUGCCAGGGUCUACGCAUUUUCCGGUAACAAAAAGGUUUAUCUUAUUGCUCUUUUGUCCUUUGGUUUGGUACAACAACACCCCCAUUUCCCUGUACAUCACUAACCCCUAUGGUGCAGGCCAUCUUGGUGGCGUCUGUGAUUCUAAGUGCCGCCCCCAUCAAUUUCAACAUCCCAGGAGGCGAGGUCUUAAGGUUCACCCCUUAGUCUUAGUAUUCAUUCUUUUUCAGCUGGCCCGCCUUGCGUGUUUGAGGGGGCUCGCAGUAGUGCCCUUCCAUAUGGACUCUUAAUGUUCUUCGAGAUUGUUCUCAUGUUCACCACUGCAUUUUUGAGAUAUCGGCACCAUUUUGAUUUUCAUAAUAAGCUAAUAAGGAGUAUCUAUCACGAUGGACUCUUCUACAUGUUCUGCAUCACAACGAUAUCCACUGUUAAUGUGAUUGUCAUCGCUGUGCUACCCCUCUCGUACAGCGAGAUGUUAAACACACCCCAAAUUGUUGCGCACAGCGUUCUUGCUUCUCGAAUACUAUUUAAUCUUCAAACGAACAGGGAGCAAUCGGUCUUCCCCACAUACGUAUCGACGAAUGUGCCAGAAAUGCAAUCGCUUCCAGAUGGUAGUCAAACGUGGCAUGAAGGCAGGGAGACAUUUACUGGUGCGGGCCAGCCAGAUCAAGCUUAGACUUGCCAAUAAUU